ACCACCAAUAAUGCGGAUAAUGCGGGGCAAUAUUAUAUUACAAAAACCCUAAACCAUAAUGCGGAUAAUGCGGGGCAAAAAUCACCAACAUAAAACGUAUAUAAAACCCUCCCAAUUAAAAAAGAUCAUCAAAACCAUGGCUGGUUGUGGUUCUCCCUGUGGAGCCUGCAAGUUCUUGAGAAGAAAAUGUGUGAGAGGGUGUAUUUUUGCGCCUUAUUUCUGCUAUGAAGAGGGAGAUACCCAUUUUUCUGCCAUCCACAGGGUUUUUGGCGCAAGCAAUGUGUCGAAGCUUUUAGCAACCCUUCCGUUGAGCUAUCGAUGCGAGGCCGCAAUGUCGAUAUCAUAUGCAGCUCAAGCCAGGCUUCAAGAUCCCAUAUAUGGCUGUGUUUCACAUAUUUUUGCUCUCCAACAGCAGGUGGUCGACUUACAAGCACAGUUAGCUUUCCUCAAGGAUCAAGCAGCUCAAAGCUUUGUCAAUGAAUUUAGUGAAUAUCCCAGAAGAAAAUGUCCUCUUCGAAGCUGCCAUAUGAGACAUUUUCUAUGAAGAGGACAGCUCUUUCACUCAUAUCCCAUAAGAGCUGCCCAGGUACGUACGUUGCAAUCUCCUUCACUCAUAAAUCAAUUUAGAUGCUAACUUAAUAUUACAAUAUUAAUAUGCUAAUAUGCUAGACCGUUAGAUCGUUGUAUAUAAUACAUACAAGGAAAGCUGGGGUGGGCAUUUAUGCCAACCAACAUGACUUGCCUUGGCCAGUGAAUGACUUUGUAAGCAAAGAGCAUGCGAGGGACGGCUAAGCUCUAGCUUUGUCCACAUGGAAGUGCAUGGGUCCUCUGCUCUUCUGUGUGGUGUCCAGUAGUAGACAAUGGACGGCUGAGAUUUGUACUAUAUUUUUAUGAUGUUAAUUAAGAAUUUAAAACUGUGCUGAUCGUCUCACCUCUUGGACUCUUCUUCCACUUAUUUAAGGUGGUUUUGGAUCAACCAUAACUCAUUUGAUCAGCCUACGUACCUACGUACCAAAACCACUAAACCCCAUUUCUUAACUAAUCUAUUUUUUCUUGCUCUUUCUAUCUGCCUUUUUGUUUUUACUUCUGUUUGUGUUUGUGUUUCUGCUGUUUUUUCACGAAGAAAAGUUUAGGAGGAGGGGAGACUACCCCAUCCCUGGACGGGGACAUAUUUUCUGCUGUUUUUACUUGUUUAGACGAUCAUACUUUUUUAUUUUUCGGUGUCCUACUCUGAGCUACCAAGUAACUGUCCUGCACCCAAAGUUAAAA
Molecule: messenger RNA, 1269 nt
Organism: Prunus avium (sweet cherry)
Lineage: Eukaryota; Viridiplantae; Streptophyta; Magnoliopsida; Rosales; Rosaceae
Source: RefSeq, a predicted model, not a curated record